AUGGUUCCAAUUUAUACGAUAUUCGAUUUGCUAACGUAUUUUUUUAUAAGACAAUCAGUUUACUUUGCAACAAUAAGAGAUUUAUAUCAAGCAGCCAGUAUCAUAUCAUUUUUUAAUCUUUUAUUAGAAUAUUUAGGAUCAUCAGAGCAUAUCCGUACAAUAAAAUUAUCAAGGGUUACUUCCACCCCGGCUCCUCUUCCAUUUUGUUGUUGCUCGUUUAAUCCAUCAAAACAUACCUUAUUAUUACCAGGAUUGAAAUUAGGUGUAUUACAAUAUGUAUUGAUAUUUUAUUUAACAACCUUAAUCGCUUUAAUAUUACAAUUCUUGGGCGUGUUUUGUAAAGAAAGCUGGAGUAUUUAUUUUCCUCAAAUUCAUUUGGUAUCGGUGCAAACUGUUAGUUCUCUGAUUGCUAAUUUAUGUUUGAACUUUUUUUUUCGAGCCGUGAAGGAUGAGUUGUCUCGUUAUCAACUGAUCUUAAAAGAUAUUUGCAUCAAUUGGGCACUCUUCUUUGUCACUUAUCAAGAACACGCGUUAGCCAUAGCCGUUUUCGUGGGACUCAUAAGGCCAACGGAUAAUUUGACGGCCGAUGAUAUAUCGACAGCGAUUCAGUCAGUGUUGGUGUCGAUAGAAUUCUUUUUCCUAUCCAUACUACAAUUAAAGGCAUUCUCUGCUGCGGAAUACAGUUCGAUAACCGGCAAUGCCUUGUCAUCGCCUAAUAAUUCAUUUUCUUACAAAUCGAUGCCACCUUAUACAACUCUAGAAGUUUUAUUAGAUGCUUUAAAUCCUUUUGACACUAUAAUAGAUUUAAUGUAUGUGGUAAAUUUUAUCUUUAAACAUAUGAUAAUGAGAAGGCCUGAACCCGCACCACCUCAUCAUGAAGUUAAAAGAUUAUCGAAUUUAAGAUCUGAACCUGAUUUGGUUCCGAUGAUUUCGUGUAUAGAUUUAGGUGAAAGUAAUAAUAAUUGA
Molecule: messenger RNA, 966 nt
Organism: Funneliformis mosseae
Lineage: Eukaryota; Fungi; Glomeromycota; Glomeromycetes; Glomerales; Glomeraceae
Source: the annotation of a GenBank genome assembly